CCGCCACACAGCCGGCACUGGGCGGAGCCCGGGGCCGGGCGCUCCGGACCCGCUGCUGCCCCGCGAGGCCUGGCCCUCGGCAUGGCCUCCUGGCCGGGGGACAGCGCGGGCCCCGACCCGCUCGUUGUCCUGCUGGCCGUCAUCCUGCUAGCGCGCUUCCUUCUGUGGGCCUGCCUCGGCACCUACCUUGAUUAUAGGCUGGCCCGGCCGCAGCCCGCAAAACCCAAGGAGGACUAGGCAUCCGUGGCUGCAGCACUCGGCGCAAGCUGAGACACGCCUGAGAAGACUGACAGGCGGGGAAAUGUGGCCCGAACCUGAGAAUCCAGUGCCCGUCUCCCUGGCCCAUCAACUGUGUCCAUGCCCGAAUGAAGGAGCAGCACAUAGCAGCUGGGUGGUGCUCAGCCUGGUGCUGGGUUGGAAUCACCCAGGAGAUUAUAGCAAACACCAGUAGUCAAGCCUCCGAGUCUGAGAAACAGCAGCAGAGACAGGAUGUUCCUGGGGCCUGGUGACACUGGGAACUCACAGCAGAGCCUUAGGGGGCUGGAGUUGCUGGCCUGGGGUAGUAGACCCCAGGGGUGCCGUGGCUGGGAGCUGUUGGGCUUGCAGUGUCCUGGCAGCAUGGACUGCAGGUGUGAGCCUGGCAUGCAGUUAUCGCUGCUUCUGUGGGACUGGGUGAACUCACCCGUGCUGAGAAGACCUUGUUUGGCUGUGGAGAGAUCGCUGUGCUCCAGGGAACUCCAGGGACUGUGGAAGUGGUCAGAGAAGCAGUGACCUUCUGGGGGUUGGGCUGACCAACUUGAGAGUGUUGAUGCUGGGGUGUCCAGGGGACGAUUCACAGAUGACCUGGAUGAGGUUCCCUGCUUACUGAUGGCAGUCUGGAGAGUCUGCCGAGGGGGGGUUACUGUGCACUGAUUCAUCCAGGGCUGGCAGGUGGCUGUCCUCUGGGCUGUUGUAUUAGCCAGUGGCCAGGCAGAACCCUCAUUCUUCACCUCCACCCGUCAAUGUCAAGGACAAUCUGCCACAGGGUGGCUGAGCGCUCUGCUGAAGAUUCUCUCCUGAUGUAGGGUUAGGGGAGGGGGAGUUCUCAUUGCUCUUUAAGAAAACAUCAGCCUCCCAGGAAUUCCACUCCUAGAAAUUUACCCUAAGAAUGCAGGAGCCCAGUCUCAAAAAGACAUAUGCACCCCUAUGUUUAUCGCAGCACUAUUUACAAUAGCCAAG
This is a messenger RNA of Manis javanica (Malayan pangolin), 1218 nucleotides long. RefSeq names its product small integral membrane protein 38 (gene SMIM38). The record is from RefSeq and is a predicted model, not a curated record. NCBI's taxonomy places the organism in Eukaryota, Metazoa, Chordata, Mammalia, Pholidota, Manidae.